CUCCCCCUCCUUUUCCCCCACAACCAAACGACCCCUUAGUUUUAUUUUUAAGCCUGAUCGUCACUCUAGGCCUCGUAAUCUCUCCCUCUCUUCAGUUGACACUGUAAUCAGAGAGUUACCAUCGCCAAAUGCAGAGCACAUCCCUUAAUUCCCCAAUUAUCUAAAAGGUUCUUUUUCUUCGUCAAGGGACCUUCACUUUCCGAUAUGAGCAAAGAUAAAGAGAGGCCGCCGGAACCCCUUGAUUUCUUCAUUUGGACGGUUGAGGUCUUGUACUCUGCUGAUGAUGUUGGCAUGUGGUUGGAAGAGAUACAUCUCGGUGGAUAUCGCCAGAUUUUCAAGGAAAAUGGGGUCAAUGGAGAGUAUUUGGAAGGGAUGUCGAUGUUCACGACCGAGCAGAUCCUGCGGUUUAUAAGGAAGUGCCACAUGAAGUGGGGAGAUUUUAUUACCUUGUGCAAGGAGCUGAGGCGAAUAAAAGUGGCUUGUUUGAAAGGGGAGCAAAAAGUUCGACGACCCUGGUGGGCCCCACCUUGUCUUUUCAUCAAUGCUGCGAAGCACAGCCGGCAGUCUCGAGUUGUGUCCUUGAAGGUGGAACCUUGAUGUGGAUUUUGCUUAUGUGUUAAUCUACUUUGGAUUUGUAGUUCAAUGUGAAGAAAAGAAAUUAGUACUAGUGAAAGAAUACACCUAUAUGGCUAUAUAUAUAUGUAUGUUUGGUAUGGUUUGGUUCGCUUUGAUUUGGUUGUCUUAAUUUUUUGGCAAUUUGUUGCUUCUUUCUUCUUUGGAGAACCUUUCCUUGUCUGUCAAAGCUGUUUCUGGAUAAUAAUUAAAGUUUUCUCCUUUUAUUGUGUUGCUUUCAGUUA
Striga asiatica is the source of this 857-nucleotide messenger RNA. NCBI's taxonomy places the organism in Eukaryota, Viridiplantae, Streptophyta, Magnoliopsida, Lamiales, Orobanchaceae. The record is from the annotation of a GenBank genome assembly.